AUGAGUCAAUCCAGCUUACAAUUGUUACUCCAUGCUGGAGAAUUGGAAUAUAUUGUCAAGACAAUCAGGGCAUCAUUGAACAAGAAUGACAGAUUCGUUGGAGGUUGUUUGUUUGGCCUAUGGCGAAACUCUUUAAAGCAGCCAGUCAUUCAGUUCGUGACUGGCCCUGGCGAAAAUUUCGAUGACAGCAGAGGCAUUAAAAAUAUGUUUAGCAGUAAACAUGUCGAAUCGUGUGCGACGAUCAUGAUGGAAAAACAUUGUUUGCUGCAUCUUGGUUUCUGGUUCUACGGCCGGGAAGAGGAAGAUCAGAAGAAAGGUUUGUAUUGAUAUGACAGAUUCAUAGUUUGCUCCGUUUUACUAUAUUCAUAACUACAUGCAAGCAUAUGAUUACCGAUAAAUCGACAGAAAACGAUAGUGUGUGACUAUAAAACAGUUGCAUAUAAAUUACAGUGGAAUAUUUCCUAGUCCUUAUGUACAGUUAUAGCUAUAUAUAGGUUCACUUAUAAACCAUUGUCGCGCAGCAAUUCCUCGUUCCCAAACGACAUACCCUGGGAACGAGAUUGUUCGUGCAGCGGAUGGUUGUCAACCAACGGUUCUCAUUGUGAUAAACUUUUUUCUGAUUAGAUGUCGUAGUUUUGUUUUGGAUGGCCAAUAAAUAGAAUCGAGAGACAUACUGUACUGUACUGUAAUUUAAUUUUCUUGCUCCUAUACAUGUAUAAGCGCCAAAAUUUCUGAAGAUGGCCAUCUGCUGCGUCGUACUUACAGUAUAACGCAAUGUAUUCAAAGUUUUUUAUCGAGGUUUUUAUCGUUUCUAAGAACAUUUUACAUAGAUUUUGUUGUUUGUUUAUUUUAGCUGAAAGCAUGGUCUUUACAAGCGGACCUAAGUACAACGUUUUACUGUUUAUCAACUACGAGGAAGCACGCGGUGAAUCGCUGGGGGGUGAAUACCUUUUGAGGAAAGGUAGAAUGGAAGAAUCAAGUCCACUCUUUAGAGAAGGUGGGUUUUCCAAGCGAUAGAGGUUAGAUUUCCUCCUGGAUUGAUAUUUGUAAUAAAACAACAUUAUUGCAUCUUAUAGUUAUUGUAAAGUAUACAAUAUCCAGUUGAUUGAGUAAGGACUGAGUGACAUUUAUAAAAUUCUCUUGGUAGUGAGGUGUGGACAGGCCAACUUCGUUCCCAGGGACAGGCCUGGUCAAAUCAUUCCCAAGAGCACUUGCAUGUUUAUGGGAUAUAACCUAAGACUAUGAAUAUACCCAUGUAAUUAGUGUGGGGAUUAGGUUAGCUGAAUACUUUGAACCGUACAAUUCCUACUAUUUUCACAUGAAGGAUUUUGAAAUGCAGUCGAACCUCUCCUUAUGGACACAUCUCUAAUACGGACACUUCUCUGUUUCGGCACCCCUUUAUUACGAACAGUUUCCACAUAAUAACGGCCACCUCUCUAAUAUGGACACUUUGGUGUGUACCUUUAUUGUCUGUAUUAGAGAGGUCCGACUGUAAUUACGUUUCUGUUGCAGACGUUUUACCAGACCACAGUUCAUUCAGGAAGUUCAAAGCACUCACAACUGAAAUCAACAGUAAAGGAGACAAGGUUUCACCAGUGCAUGAUGGCCGCCCAGUUCGACAAAAUGCAGCAAAUCUUAUCGAAAAUCUACCUUCUCGAGUGCAAGUUGAAGAAGCUGUAACAAGCGACAAACAAUGGUAUGCCACUGGCGAAGGAAUGGAAUUUUUACAGCUUUUGUUCCAGUAUUUUCAGGGAGCUGAUAUUACACCUGACAUGUCUAGAGACACAGUUACUCAAGAUAUGCAGUUUGGUUUAAGUGGUGGCUAUUGCUUAGAUUUUCCUGCCAAUUUUCCGAAGAAAAUGCCGACACUCCGUGCUGCCGAUGGUUCGCGCCACGAGUUCAAACGUCGGUCCAAUAGUGAUGAAGAUGUUUGUAAAACGGUGGUACAAGCAGUCGUGGAUUUUCUUCGAAAUCCACCGCAGUCAUCACGUUAUGGAGGCCGACAUACUUCUGGUGGUAGAGGAGGCAAUAAUUACUAA
Paramuricea clavata is the source of this 2039-nucleotide messenger RNA. NCBI's taxonomy places the organism in Eukaryota, Metazoa, Cnidaria, Anthozoa, Malacalcyonacea, Plexauridae. The record is from the annotation of a GenBank genome assembly.